This is a messenger RNA of Cuscuta epithymum, 1419 nucleotides long. The record is from the annotation of a GenBank genome assembly. Lineage: Eukaryota; Viridiplantae; Streptophyta; Magnoliopsida; Solanales; Convolvulaceae.
CAACGGCCCAACUACUUCCCAUUAAGAUUCAACCACGCCAUUGAAGCCUCCUCUUUCUCCGCUCUUCUGCACAUACUAAUAACCACUCCUCUUCCUAGCUUCCUCCCUCGGAGGAUCGUGAGCAGAGCACUGAAAUGAAGGUCUUCGUCAACACCCGGAGCGGCAGAGAGCUCAUCAAGGGCGGACUUGAGCUCAGUGAUUCUGCUACAGUUUCUGAUCUGCAGGAGCAAAUUCAUAGACGGACCAAGAAAUACUAUCCAUCCAGACAGAGACUCACUCUCCCUCUCUCUCGCGGCUCUACUCAGAAGCCAACUGUUCUUCACUAUCAAAAGAGUCUAAAAGAGUAUACUGAUGGGAACACAAAUGAGCUUACUGUAGUUUUCAAGGAUCUGGGACCACAAGUCAAAUACAGCACUCUCUUCUUCUGGGAGUACGUGGGUCCCCUGUUUAUCUACCCCCUCUUCUAUUACUUCCCAAUCUACAAACACUUAGGCUAUGAAGGAAAACGUGUUAUUCACCCAGUCCAGACAUAUGCUAUGUAUUACUUCUGUUUCCAUUAUGCUAAACGGAUCCUAGAGACGUUUUUUGUGCACCGGUUCAGCCACGCCACUUCUCCAAUUUCAAAUGUCUUCAGGAACUGCGCAUAUUAUUGGUCAUUUUCCUCUGUCAUUGCUUACUAUGUGAAUCACCCAUUUUACACCCCUGUGGGUGAUGCCCAGAUGAAGAUUGGGUUUGCGUUUGGGCUGAUUUGUCAAGUUUGUAACUUUUAUUGUCAUAUAUUGUUGAGAAAUCUCAGAGGUGCAGGUGGUGGUGGAGGGUACCAAAUCCCUCGUGGAUUUUUGUUUAACAUUGUCACAUGUGCAAAUUACACCACUGAGAUUUAUCAGUGGUUGGGGUUCAAUAUUGCAACACAGACAGUUGCUGGCUAUGUCUUCAUGAUAGUUGCUGCCGGCAUUAUGACUAACUGGGCUCUUGGAAAGCAUCGGCGCCUGAAGAAGCUAUUUGAUGGAAAAGAAGGAAGGCCUAAAUACCCCCGAAGGUGGGUUAUCUUACCCCCAUUCCUUUAAAAAAGAAGAUACAACUACGGCAUCAUGCCCAGGAUCAAAUAGUCAAUUUUUAUUAGAGAUUACAAUUGCAAUCAGUUUAUAUUUGAACAUGUUCUUUCAGCUUUUCAAGUGUAAUACACAGUAUUUGUAAUUUUUUAUGGUUCAUUCCUCUGUUUGCAUUCCCUUUUUUCGUUUAUUUUGCAUAGAAAUUUUAAAGUUCCAAUGUUUAAGGAACUUUGGUCAUGCUAUAAAGUAGAGACAUUACAAAACUACUAGCAAGGGAGGAUGUUUCGUUUUCCAUUUCUCAUCCAAAACCAUGGUUCAAAAUUAUCUUUCGUAUAAAAAUUGGGUAUUUGAGUUUAAUGGAAAUAUU